AUGGCGACCACCGCACCUCUUAGCGCUAAAAGCAAGCUUGCCGGCCCCGGCGCAUCCCUCAAAAUAACCCCCUCCAAUUCCCCGGUUCUGAGACCAGGCACUCGAUCUCCCAAUAAAUCCUGCCAUCAAUCGACACUUUCCCUUCAGACAGUCCUCGGCACUUCCACCACCACCCCUAAUGGAUUCUCCAGUCACGAUCAAAGCAAGAGCUUCGCGCUGUGCGCAGGUUCUGCUGCCGUCCUUGCCGAACUGGAUGAUGACGCCAACGUCACACAACGAUUUUUUCGAGCUCGUCCCUCCGCUACCAGCGUGAACCCAAUAUCCUCCUUUUACAACCAAGGAACCCCUCCAUCUACACCGGACCCCCGAUCACGAUCCUUAUCCCACAUUCGCUCCAACCCCCACCUCAAUGUCCCCAAUGGAUCACCGUCAAGCGAAGGCCCCGAUAAUGGCAGUCCUCGCGCCUGGUCUUCUAGAGAAAGAGUCAAGGCUGUCACCAGUGUCUCCAUUAGCCCCAAUGGACGCUUUUUAGCUGUAGGAGAGACCGGUUACAAUCCUCGAGUUUUGAUCUUUUCAACGGCCAAAGACGCUUUACCUGAUGUUCCCCUCUCGAUUCUAUCGGAACACACAUUCGGUGUGCGCAGCAUAGCCUUCAGUCCCGACUCCCAAUACUUGGCGACGUUGGGCACCAUGAACGACGGGUUUCUCUUGAUUUGGGCCAUUAACCUCAAGAAUGGGUCUGCCAGAUUACACUCGGCAAACAAAUGCACGGCUUUUAUUCGCGACAUGUGCUGGGUUGGCCAGUCAUUGGUGACAACCGGUGUGCGCCAUGUUAAAGUAUGGAGACUACCUGUUCCUCAACGCCCCGUGUCCCCAACCAAGUCUCGGCUGCAUAUGGAUGGAGCUGCCCCGUCACCAAACCCCGCUCCCAAAGCCCUGUCGGGGAGGAAUUGCUUGUUGGGAGCUCUGGGCGAUAAUACAUUCGGUUGUAUUUCCAGCAUCUCAGACCAAGAAGCGGUGGUUGGCACUGAAUCUGGUGCUGUGUGUCUUCUCGAUGACCGAGAAGGGGCGCAAAAGUUAUCCUUUGUGAGCCAGCUUGGAUUUGGCAUAACCUCUCUAGCGGUUGAUUUCGAUCGAGAGGCAAUCUGGCUCGGUGGACGUGGAAAGAAAAUACAGAAAAUGUCUUUCGACGCCCUGCGGACAGCGCCCUCAUCGACGCCUGUGUCGCCUGUCAGAUCAGGAAAAGUCACCCCAGCACCUGAUAAGCAGAGUAAGGCCCCUGCAAUCACCUGCAUGGGGUCACUUUUCUCGCACCUCGUUACCGUGGAGACAACUCGUGAAAUCAACAUCUAUCCGAUGGAUGCUUUGCGUGACGAAGGCGAGCAGGAGAGUGGGGAGACUUCGAUGCAGGCCCACAGAGACCCAGUACUCGGCAUCCGACGCUUCGCGAAGCCAAACGAAUUGUCGGCCGACUUUUUUUCCUGGUCACGGAACGGUACUGUGAACUUUUGGGAAGCCCCAGGCAAGUGUGUAUCUUCACAAAAGGUGCCACUGGAGCAAGCGGCUGCCGUGGAAGAAGAUGUUGCAAAUGAAUUGAAGGUCCUGAGAGCCUCAGAAAGGGGAGACUGGUUUGUGUCAGGUGACAAAUUUGGAGUGCUCAAGCUCCUCUCCACUAAACCAUGGGCUUGCGUGAACGAAGCGCGGGCUCAUGGCGCGGAGAUCACUGACAUCGCCAUUCAUACCACUCCCGAUGCUUGCCUCAUCGCUAGUUCUGGGCGAGAUCGGAUGUUGCAACUUUUCCAGAAAACAGAAGACACUUUGCGACUGAUCCAAACUAUGGAUGAACACGUUGGUGCAGUCGGGCAGCUUCUUUUCAUGAACGAUGGUGAGAGGCUGUUGUCUAGCUCUGCAGACCGGACGGUUAUUGUCCGAGAGCGUGCAACCCGCGAAGAAAAUGGUGAAACCUCGGUCGCCUAUCUUAUCUCUCGGAUCAUCACCUUGAAGGCAUCUCCUGUCUCUAUGGCGCUCUGCCCUGACGAUCCCAAUACGCUCUUUGUCUCGACAGUGGACCGAAAUGUUUCAAAGUUUGACAUUCCUUCAGGCCGACAGCUACACUGCUUCCGAACAUCGGAUACAGACGUGAAUGACGCUGUGGUAAUGGGAUCAUUGACCGUCACGUCGGAGAUUCCUGGCCUCUGUCCCAAGCUCCUUAUCGGGGUUUCCAGUACAGACAAAUCCAUUCGGGUUUACGAUCUUGAAAGAGAUAUCCUGCUCACUGGGGAAUUCGGCCACACUGAGGGUGUCUGUGACGUUCUGCUUCUGGAAGAAGCUGGCGAUUCUGAUAAAUCGCCCCCAAAACGAAACCUAAUAUCUGCAGGUAUGGAUGGCAUCUUGAUGAUUUGGAAUUUGUGUGUGCAACCUCAGCCAUCUCCGGAUCUUCAAAAUGGAAACGAAGACGAUGGCCCGAUGAAGGAGAUGGCAGUGGCCAAACCCCCUCUUCGGAAGGUGCUGUCAAGAAGCGAGUUAGCUGGCUUCCGACCUGAAAAUCCUCUGGGAACACCUACACCAGUGCGCGAACUCUCUCCGACUUUAUCGAGAAAGUUGUCCAAGCUCUCGUUGACGCCAUCAAACCUGAAAAACCAUUCUCUCGCAGAGACACCAUCGCCUGCCAAUCGUCUCUCGCCAACCUCGUAUACUUCAAUCCAUCAAAACCGCCGCUCUCCUUCACCAGUGAGCCCGAAAUCUAGACCCUCGGCUUCAAGGAAACCCAACGGUAUGAGGAACACAAAUCGCCGCACAUCUCUCGAUUUUAGAUCUCGCACAAAACAAUCGUCCCGCAACGAGCUCGGAAGUUUGGAAAUAUCUACUGAGCAAUUGUGCCGCACUCUUCGAGCGUAUCGCAAGAAGCUCAAUGCCUCUUCUGAGCAAAUAGAAGUGCAAAAAGAUCUCGAGCGCGAACUCAGUCUCACUCUUCGCGCUGUCAAUGCACGAUCGCUCCAAAGUGACGAGAGUGUGGAGAGUGCCGAGACAGAAACAGAUAGUAGUGGCAAAGACAUGGACCGCAAGCCCAGUUUCUCCUCUAUAUCUCCAAGGUCGUCUCAUCGGCCUCGCCAUGCACCCUCGACCCCAUCGCUACGUCAAAGAAAUCUGCCAAGGGGGUUCAGGAGCCAAUCUUACGAUGCAACUACUGAUGAAUAA
Penicillium verhagenii is the source of this 3198-nucleotide messenger RNA. RefSeq names its product WD40 repeat domain-containing protein. The record is from RefSeq and is a predicted model, not a curated record. Gene Ontology annotation, biological process: mitotic spindle organization; regulation of mitotic cell cycle. Gene Ontology annotation, molecular function: protein binding. NCBI's taxonomy places the organism in Eukaryota, Fungi, Ascomycota, Eurotiomycetes, Eurotiales, Aspergillaceae. Gene Ontology annotation, cellular component: mitotic spindle. Bases 1 to 3198 code for a protein of 1065 amino acids. The transcript is spliced from 3 exons.